CCCAGCAAUUGAGCGAAAUGAACUAAAUUUCGGAAAGCGUAGUGUGUUUGUGUUGUUAAUUCAACUUGUGAGAACUGUCAUAAAAAAUGGCGAAUACAGGUGUUCUUCCUUUUGUACGAGGUGUUGAUUUUACUCGAAAUGAUUUUAGCGAUGGGAGAUUUCCGGAGGCUGUUCGGCUCAUGACAGGCGUACAAUGGUUCAAACUCGACCGGACAGGCUUGGUGAAUAUACCGGAGGAGUUGGGGAAACUACUCAAAUUGGAACACCUGUCGUUGACACGCAACGACCUGGAGCGGCUGCACGGCGAGCUGACGGAGCUGACGUGCUUGCGCACGCUGAACGUGCGCCACAACCGGGUGAAGAGCUCGGGCGUGCCGGCGGAGCUGUUCCAGCUGGAGGAGCUGACGACGCUCGACCUGAGCCACAACAACCUGAAGGAGGUUCCCGAGGGGCUGGAGCGGGCGCGGGCCCUGCUCGUGCUCAACCUCAGCCACAACCGGGUGGAGAGUAUCCCAAACGCCCUGUUCAUGCAUCUGACGGACCUGCUGUUCCUGGACCUGGGCUCCAACAGCCUGGAGACACUGCCCCCGCAGCUGCGGCGCCUCACCAACCUGCAGACGCUCGUGUUGGACCACAACCCCCUCAGCCUGUUCCAGUUCAGGCAGUUGCCAUCCUUGGUGAACCUGGAGACACUGCACAUGAAGGACACUCAGCGCACGCUUGCCAACAUCCCGGGCAACCUGGAAGCUCUUGUCAACCUGGCAGACCUCGACUUGUCCGUCAACUCGCUGCCCAAAGUCCCAGAGGCGCUGUACUCCCUGCCAGGCCUACGUCGCCUCGACUUGAGCGACAACUGCAUCACGGAGCUCUCCCAGUCAAUAGACCAGUGGCAGCGGCUGGAGAGCCUGAAGCUGUCCCGCAACCAGCUGACGGCCCUUCCCGCAUCGCUGUGCCGGCUGUCCGCCCUGCGCCGCCUCUACGUGAACGACAACCACCUCGACUUCGAGGGCAUCCCGUCGGGCAUCGGCAAGCUGGGCAGCCUGGAGGUGUUCUCGGCCGCCCACAACCAGCUGGAGAUGAUCCCGGAGGGGCUGUGCAGGUGCGGGUCCCUGAAGAAGCUGAUCCUGACAGGGAACCGCCUCAUCACGCUGCCCGAUGCCAUCCACCUGCUGACGGACCUGGAGACUCUGGACCUGCGAGACAACCCGGACCUCGUGAUGCCGCCCAAGCCCCUCGAGGCACAGCGGGGUGCUGGGGUGGAGUUCUACAACAUCGACUUCUCGCUGCAGCACCAACUGCGUCUGGCCGGCGCCAACGUGCCCGUCCCCCCGCAGUCAAACAAUGCUAGCAAAGACCCAAUAGCACGGAAAAUGAGGCUGCGCAGGGGCCGCAGGGACCAAGAGGAGGCGGAUCAAGACCAAGCCAAGAUCCUGAAGGGAAUGAAAGACGUAGCGAAAGACAAGAACAAGCAGAAAACUUUGGAGGAAGUGAAGGCUGAAUCCCUGAAGCCAAAGCGUUGGGACGAGUCGCUGGAGAAGCCGCCCCUGGACUACUCGGAGAUCUUUGACGAGGAUGCAGGCCAGAUCCCGGGACUCACCAUCUGGGAGAUAGAGAACUUCCUGCCGAACCAGGUGGAGGAGGCGGCCCACGGCAAGUUCUACGAGGGAGACUGCUACAUCGUGCUGAAGACGUCUGUCGACGAUGCCGGCUCUCUCACCUGGGAGAUAUACUUCUGGAUCGGCUUGAAGGCCACGCUGGACAAGCGUGCGUGCGCGGCCAUACACGCGGUGAACCUGCGCAACUUCCUCGGGGCGCAGUGCCGAACGGUCCGCGAGGAGCAGUCGGAGGAGUCGGAGGAGUUCCUGGCACUGUUCGACUCGGACGUCACCUACAUUGAGGGUGGUCGCACUUCCAGCGGCUUCUUCACCGUCGAGGACACGAUGUACGUGAAGCGACUGUACCGCGUGCAUGCGGCGGGCUCCUCGUCCAUCCACCUGGAGCCAGUGACGGUGGCCGUGCGGUCCCUGGACCCUCGCUACGUGUUCGUGCUCGACGCCGGCCUCAAGAUCUUCAUGUGGUAUGGCAAGAAGUCCAAGAACACCUUCAAGUCCAAGGCCAGGCUCAUAGCUGAAAAAAUUAAUAAGAAUGAGCGUAAAAACAAGGCAGAAAUACUGACUGAGAUGCCAGGUGAUGAAAGCGCAGACUUCUGGAAGAAUCUCGGAAGCAUUGAUGGUCUCCCGCCAGAAGAACCGACAGUGGAGCACGUGGAUGCAGAGUUUGCGCCGGCCGUGCCGCGACUCUACCAGGUGCGGCUGGGCAUGGGCUACCUGGAGCUGCCUCAGGUCGAGGUCCCGCACGGCAGACUGGAAAACUCGCUCCUCAACAGCAAGAACGUGUAUAUCCUCGACUGCUUCCUGGACCUCUUCGUUUGGUUCGGCAAGAAGUCCACCCGCCUGGUGCGUGCUGCGGCUGUGAAGUUGUCCCACGAGCUGUUCUCAAUGAUUCAGAGGCCAGAGUACGCACUGGUUACCAGGGUGCAGGAGGGAACGGAAAACCAGAUCUUCAAGAGCAAGUUCAUCGGCUGGGAUGAGGUGAUAGCUGUGGACUUCACCAGGACUGCGGAGUCCGUACAGAAAACCGGAGCGGACCUCGGCAAGUGGGCCCGCCAGCAGGAGACCAAGGCGGACCUGGCGGCCCUGUUCACGCCGCGCCAGCCGCCCAUGUCGCCGGCGGAGGCCCAGCAGCUGGCCGAGGAGUGGAACGAGGACCUGGAGGCGAUGGAGGCCUUCGUGCUGGAGGGCAGGAAGUUCGUGCGGCUGCCAGACGAGGAGCUGGGGCACUUCUACAGCAAGGACUGCUACGUGUUCCUUUGCCGCUACUGGGUGCCUGGCGACUUGCCGGAUGAGGGGCCCGGGGAGAAUGAUGAGGGUGCAGAGCCCCUAGAGGACGACUUCCAGUGCGUGGUCUACUUCUGGCAGGGCCGCGAGGCCUCCAACAUGGGCUGGCUCACCUUUACCUUCAGCCUGCAGAAGAAGUUCCAGGCGCUGUUUGGCGAGAAGCUGGAGGUGGUGCGCACGCACCAGCAACAGGAGAACCUCAAGUUCAUGGCGCACUUCAAGCGCAAGUUCGUGAUCCACCAGGGCCGGCGCAAGGAGGCGGUGGCGGAGGGCCGCCCCCCUCUGGUCCAGUUCUACCACCUGCGAUCCAACGGCAGCGCGCUGUGCACCCGCCUGGUGCAGGUCCGGCCCGACGCGAGCCUGCUCAACUCCGCCUUCUGCUACAUCCUCAAAGUGCCUUUCGAUCAAGAGGAGUCAUCAGGCAUGGUGUACGUGUGGAUUGGCUCGAAGUCCGACCCUGAGGAAGCUAAACUCGUGGUGGAAAUCGCUGAAGAAAUGUUCAACAAUCCUUGGAUUGGGUUCCAAACGUUGAACGAGGGCGAGGAGCCGGACAACUUCUUCUGGGUGGCGCUGGGCGGGCGUAAGCCGUACGACACGGACGCCGACUUUAUGGGCUAUGCCCGACUGUUCCGUUGCUCCAACGAUAAGGGCUACUUCACCGUGUCGGAGAAGUGCUCCGACUUCUGCCAGGACGAUCUUGCAGACGACGACAUAAUGAUCCUCGACAACGGAGAGCAAGUAUUCCUGUGGCUGGGUGCUCGCUGCAGCGAAGUAGAGAUUAAACUAGCAUACAAAUCGGCUCAGGUGUACAUCCAGCACCUGCGUGCCAAGCAGCCAGAACGGCCGCGCAAGCUGUUCCUCACGCUCAAGAACAAGGAGUCGCGUCGCUUCACCAAGUGCUUCCACGGCUGGGGGCCCCACAAGAAGCCUCCCGAGUAGGCCAUGGCCGCUGCCUCCCCGUGCACAGCGCACAAUCACCGUCGCGCUCCGCGUGGUCCGCUGUCCUGACUGGCUGUCUGGUUCUGUUGGACACAACCAGUUGUUGACAGGCGUGUAUGAUAACAAUAGUGCAUACUUUGAAUACUGCAGGACACCAAAAAACCAGUUGUUGUGUUUUGUCUGGUUUUUUUAGUGUGCUUUCACUUUUAAGUCUGUACUAUUCUUAUUGUAUAUACUAUUUUAGUGCCUCAUUUUUAGACACUCGCAAAAUUCACUUUAUUUUAUUUUACCAGGCUAAACUCUACACGCUUGUACACAAACAGGUCAUUGUCUUUUGUUCAUUGGCUGCCGCCACACAUUAAUUUUUGUCCAGAUUGCAUAUUUUUGGUUCAAAUUAAUUUUGCAUUUUUUAAUAUUGCUUUCUUUUCUUCCGGUGUGUGUCAAAACUACUGAAUGGUAGUAAUGAAAAUUCCAUUCAAACAUGUGAUCUGGUAAUGUCCCGAUGUCUGAUAACCGUUAACGAAUUAUUGGUACAUUUUCCGAUGUUGGCUAUCAACUUACCAUACAUACUAUGCUGUAAUAAGAGGAAGGACCCUUAACAUUCAGGCACUACAAACUAAAUCAGUUGUUCAGGAAACAUUUAUAACACCUUGCUUUUGACAAACACGUUUGCAUUUUACAGGAAGAUACCUACUGUAUUUACACGCAGAAGAGUUGCCCCUGUGUAUGGGUAGCAUCUAUAAUUUUUGGAAUAAAAAUCUAAUAUUUUCAUUAUAAGUGUCACCUUUGAAUAUGGGUAGCACCAUAUAUCUGUCUCCAGUAGAAGACAAUUGAAGAGUUUAUGGUCCUUGUAUCAGCUUAUUGCCAUGCAAGAAACUUGGCACUGAUGUUGACCCUUGUUCUUUCAUCUCCCCCCCUUUUCAUUUUUUAUGGCUCUUCGUUCCAUUAUAUAACAAAUAAUACAAAUCAAAAGAAUACUAUUUUUUAUACCAAUGUUUUCCUUCCUGUCUGUUGUAUAUAUAUUUUUUUUACCCAAAUUCUUACCCAAGCGAGAAAUGACGGCAUGCUAAUAUUUGUCAAUUUUUUUUUGUCAGUUCUUUCAAUAAAAACAAACACGCCCUAAUCUCACACGAAAACAGUGUUUGGAUACAAUUUCAAUUGCAUCAUAAAAACCUGUCGAGAUAGACAUGGUGAUUGUGUACGGUGCCAGUUCAUGGACGUUUAUGAUGAGAAAGGGAGGGAGAACCAUACACUGCUGCCUGGCCACACGCACUCAAACACGCACGCACACACUUCUUUCCCCUCCUCUUUCUCAUCUCUGGCUGGUUUAUUUUUAGAUAUUCCCCUCUUGCCGAAUUCCAGCAGACAGGUAGCCACCCAACAAGCUGCAGAUGCAAACGCAGCGUAACGGCACAGUUCAUGGAUAUUUACACACACAGCUGAGAUAUUUUAUUUAAACAAUUUAUUCUUACCUGUGACCUAUUUACGUACUAGAAACCAACACAGGCUAGUUUUUUAAGGAAAUAUUCAACCACUCAAUGCAAUGUUAUAUUUUUUUUACCCAAAAUGAAAAAAAAAACUUGCAUAAGGUUUGCAUGACAUGUUAUUAAACAAAAAAAUCGGCAUAAAAUGUGCGACCUGCACGCAGGUAAAUACGUUUGUUGAUAAAAAUAGAUUACAACUGUCAGCUCUUUUGUAAAAAUGUAAUUAAAAAAAUGCACAACACGAGACUUACAUUUGAAACAGUAACAAAUAGGGUUUCAUUAAAAAUGUGGUGAAGAAAAUGAAACUUCUGUAGAUCUGGCAAAAUACAUUUGGUUACAAAUGUAAGGAAUAAGACCUUGGUUAUCCUGACAUGCUUUGACAACUUUUAUGGCAAGAUUAUACACAGUGACCGACCGAAUGCUAGCCUGCCCUCACCCCCCUGGUGUAGUAACUAGUAACUGCAUCCUGUUGUGACAGCUCUGGCAGUUAUCAUCUUUUUGCCUGACUGAGAGAAAUAAAGGGUCGUCUUGGCACUGUGGGGCAAAAAUACCUUGGUAAUAAAUAACACACGUAAAUUGUAUUAUAUCUAUAUAUAUAAAAAUGUUAUGUUGGUUUGUGUACGCUUCAAAAUCUCAAAAAGUUCUGCACCGAUCAAGCUGAAAUUUUACCAUUAUAUACAACCCGCAUCAAGGAUUGUUUUUAUCUACUUUUCACGUCAGCAACAUACCCGCGACCGCGAAAAAGUAACUGUGCCAUUUUAUUAAUGUGUUUUCUCACCAAUAAAAACAAAAAAAAAACAAGCAUUUUCUGUUAUGGAAACGUUUCUCCAUGCCAAAGGAUUUCUCUUAGCAAUGGAAAAAACUACGUCAAGUGAAGCGAGCGGGAAAUGGCUAUAUACAAUGAGAAUGCUUUUAUUGUGAGGUGCAAUAAUUAAAAAAUGACUAAGCGUACCGGUAUGGAACUAAUUAUACAAUAUGAAUGAGGUACUUUAGUGUGAUCGUGUCUCGAUUGAGCUGCGCCGUUAUCCAAAUCGUAAGUAGAGGUUAUGUUUUGUAUGGGUCUAUCACCACAUGUAGAUGGUUCUAGGCUAUUCAUUUUUUGAACUCCUUAGACCCUAUACCUUUUUUUUUAAUUUUUAAUUAAAUUAAUAUGUUCUAUCACCAAUAACAACAAUUGCAUCAAUCGUAAGUAGAGGUUAUGUUUUGUAUGGGUCUAUCACCACUUGAUGUGGGAUUGCAUGUAGAUGGUUCUAGGCUAUUCAUUUUUUGAACUCCUUAGACCCUAUACCUUUUUUUAUUUUUUAUUUAAUUAAUAUGUUCUAUCGCCAAUAACAACAAUUGCAUCAAUCGUAAGUAGAGGUUAUGUUUUGUAUGGGUCUAUCACCACUUGAUGUGGGAUUGCGUGUAGAUGGUACUAGGCGAUUCAUUUUUUGAACUCCGUACACCCUAUACCAUUUUUUUUUAAAUUUUUAAUUUAAAUUAAAAUGUUAUAUCGCCAAUAACAACAAUUGCAUCACAUUCAUAGCACAAGUGCGAAAAUACAGAUUUUUACCUAUUAGCUGUGCACCAGUGACCGCGCCAUCUGCCGUAAUCGAGGAAAACACUCGCUGACAACGGCAAUAGUAAUGGCGCAGUCACAUGACAAACAAUAUUCGUUUCCAAUUACAUGAUAGGUAUGCCAAUUAUCCUCUUGCGGAAUAUUAAUCAGCCAAAACUCUGCAACGACACGCGACUUUCAGUUAAGAAAUUAAUGAAUAACGUAGUGGAAGCAACGAUUUUAACGGGGCCUUUUAAAGGUGAAGAAGUCCUCAUUUCUCGAAUACCCAUGAUCCCGACCGAUACACCAUUUCAAUUUAAAAGAUUGCAAUUCCCAAUUUGAUUGGCAUUUGCAAUCACAAUCAAUAAAGCUCAAGGUCAAUGUUUAGAAUUGUGUGGUUUAGAUUUAGAUGCGGAUUGUUUUUCACAUGGACAACUGUAUGUUGCGUGUUCCCGAGUCGGAAAACCAGAUAGUCUUUAUAUCUACGCAUACAGUGGAAAAACAAAAAAUAUUGUAUAUCCACAAGUAUUGCAAAAUUAAACUUAUAUGAAAUGUAGUCUUUGUUUUGUUUCUUAUUUCUCAACUAUUCAAUCACAAUGUGCCACAGCGAAGCGUGGCACGGUACAGCUAGUACAUGAUACAAUUUUAUUCAGCUGUUCCUUCCAACCGGAAAAUGAUUAUUCCCCCAACCCCCUAUUAUUUUUUCUAUAUCCCUCUAUCUUUCUUGCUGCUUUUCUCUUUCUCUCUAACAAAAUGGCUCCUCUCUUUUUGAAUUUACCUUGGCGUAUGUAGAUUUAUUUAUUUUACUAAACGAAUGAAUUUUAUACUAAUAUGCACAAAUAGUAUCAUAGUGAUCUAAAUAGACAAAAUAUAGUGUCCCAACAAAUUGUUUCUUAGUUUUAACUAUACCAUUGAUGUUCAGAUAUUUUGUAAACAGUAAUGUAUGGUGAGAAAAUAUUAAAAAUACUAGUAAUAAAAUCUUAUCUAUAAAUGCUAUUUACCAGACAUAUAUGCAGUCCAGUAAAGUUUUCAGAGUUGAGAGCUUACAAUGGAAACAUGAAAAUGAUGAAAAUAGAUUUUUCAAGAGCUCUUUAAAUUUGUUUGACACAUUAGUUGUAAGAAAUACAUUGGCACUAGUUUUUUCAGUGCAUUUAGUGACCAAUUUUUUUAAAACAAUAAAAAAUAUUGGUUAUCGGUUAUCGGAUUGAUAAAAUAUUAUGCGUAUCGGAAUCUGGUGUUUUCAUUAUCAGACCAUCACUAAUACAUUCUAGCCUUUGUAAUAAUGUUAAAUUUUCAGGUUUUUACUCAUUGAUAAUUUUUCUAUUCCUGCAACAAAUUGGAUGAUGAAUAUUUGAUUAGAUCCAAUGUGAAGAGAAGUUGUUGCAGUUACUUUGUGUAAGUGUUUACAUAAUAUAAAUGCGUGGAUACCUAGAUUCAAUACAUAAAUGGAUGGUCUCAAUGUUAACUAGCCAUACUUUGUAUUAAAAGGUGCACAGGUAACAGCAGAACCACCUUAGUUCAGACUGUGGAACAAUCUGCAAUGUAGCUAAUGUCCACACAAAUCUGUAAUAAAAUAUCCCUGACUUUUUUUUAAGUGAAACAUUUUUGCUACAGUUUUCAAGCGUUACGAAGAUUGCGAUUGCAGGAGGGGAAUAGUUAGGUACGUGGUACAUUUUAUGCAACUGAUGGAGGAGACGGCAGGGGAAGAGGUAUAAAUGACACAGCUUACUUUCCCACUUGCAUAUUUACACGGCAUAAUUUAGUGCUCACAUAAUUACAUUUUAUUUACUGCAACCUCAGCGAAAGAGAAUUGUGUUUCUGAUACCUAAUAAUAUAAUAUGCAAGAAGUUUCACCUCUGUUGUGUAUGGACUCCAUGCACAAAUUUUUUAAAAAAAAUAAUUAACUUAUUUUGCAAUUUUCUGAAAGAAAUAAAAUACAGCCUCUACCAUUCCUAUGGUUGGUCUGGUUAAAACAGAUCCUUGCCUACAUUUUGUGUGUAUGAUUUUGUUAUGCACUACCAUACCAUCUAUAAAAAAAAAGUAAUGCUUUCACAGGCUGCGUGAAUGCAGGGAAUGAUUUUCCUUAUCGAAAUACUAUCAUGAGAAGAUUUUAUUAGACUUUUCAUAAUGUGGCCACCCUGAAAUGAAGCAGUUUUUAACCACUGCAGUUUAAUCCCUCCAAAUUUGAACUCAUACUUCUUUUAUGCAUAGUUGUAUUUUUGAUAUUUGAGUUUCAAGAAUAUUUUGAUAUUUAUAUUGUAAAUGGAUCCAAACUAUAAAAAAACCUGACAUUUGCACAUAUCUUACUGUUUUUUAUAGAAAUAUGUUUCCUGGGUCACAAAAGUUACUAAAAAGUGAAGAAUUUUCAGUGUGAAUUUUUAUGUCAUUAAAACUUGCUGCUCUUCGUUCAAGGAAUAUACAAAUACCUCAUAAACUAAUUUCAAGAUUUUUUUUUUUUAGAGUCUUUUUAAUAACAUCUUUUAUAUACAGGAACAAUUUUAUGUAUAGACCACAGUAAAAUUAAACUUAAUAAUACUAAAUAGAUAAAAUAAUUGAAUGAAUGUGCCAAUCCAGCACCAUUACUGUUUAUUUUGGAGCUUUUUUUUAUGACUUCCUUGAAAUUUCUCCAGCUUUCUUACAUUCUCGUGACUCCUGACCUGUAGUCACAAUUUUUUAUUCUUCAAUUUUUUUCAGUUAAGCGCUUAAGUGCAUGUCUUGGCUUUGGAGUCUCUGUGUUUCAUGAGGUGCUCUGUUCGUGGAACUGCUAACAUUUCUGUUUGUAAGAUUUUUAUGUUCAGCUUCACUCAUCAUUUUGGAUCUCUCUCUCUCUCUCUCUCUCUCUCUCUCUCUCUCUCUCUCUCUCUCUCUCUCUCUCUCUCUCUCUCCCCCCCCCCCCCACCCCCCCGCCACACACACACAUAUUCCAGAUUGUUACAAAGAUAUAUUUCAUAUUUCAUAUAAUGUAUCUGGCAUAAAAGAGAACUCCACUGAGAAAGUAAUUUUAAAAUUGAAAUAAAACAAACAUGAUGCAAGAAUGCAAUAAUGCCAAUAACUCAACAUGGUGAUUGAAGUAAAGUCUCAAAAUAUUUAUUUUUUAUCUUUUCAUGAAUGUCAUAAUAGGGUUCUCUCUCUGUAUGUGUGUGUGUAUACAGAAUAGUUUGUUCUCAUCAAAAAUGUGGAUUUUAGUGUGCAAGAUAUAUUUGCCAUUUCUUAGGUAAAUAUUGAAAAGUGUUUUAUAUUAUCUUGGCUUGAUGUGUCGAAGUGGAACCAGGCCAGUGUUGCUUUGAGGAUGCCUGUUGCAUUGAAUGACAAAGCUUGGUCAACUGUAUUGUGGGGGCAACUCUGGAGACUUUCUUUGACAGAGGCCAAGACAAACUGUGAUCAGUAUUUUAUAUUGUGUGUUUUUCUCAGUGUGUCCUUUGUUGUAGCAUUUUGAGUUUAAUAAAUUUAGUAAUUUAUUUUAAAA
Messenger RNA from Bacillus rossius redtenbacheri, 10323 nucleotides. It is a transcript of the gene fliI, whose product is annotated as protein flightless-1. NCBI's taxonomy places the organism in Eukaryota, Metazoa, Arthropoda, Insecta, Phasmatodea, Bacillidae. Bases 87 to 3836 code for a protein of 1249 amino acids. Gene Ontology annotation, cellular component: cytoplasm; actin cytoskeleton; nucleus. The transcript has 23 exons. Gene Ontology annotation, molecular function: phosphatidylinositol-4,5-bisphosphate binding; actin filament binding. The record is from RefSeq and is a predicted model, not a curated record. Gene Ontology annotation, biological process: actin polymerization or depolymerization; myofibril assembly; barbed-end actin filament capping.